GAGCAGCACUGUUGGAACUGGGUCCCACUGUGAGAAAGCAUGCAAUCCUCGAAUGGGAAACCUAGGGUAUGGACGUAAAUUGUGGACAGAUACAAACUGCGGGGGCAACUCCACAGAGUUUUACUGUUCCUACAGCGAGAAUGUAGACCUCAUAUGCACAUGGCCUAAGUGUAGCAAAUGCAACUCUAUGCAUUCCCAUCAAGCUCACCCACCCUCUGCUAUGGUUGACUCUUCCUUCAAGUUGCCAUAUACAUGGUGGCAAUCAGCACAAGGGGUGCACAAGGAGAAGAUCCAACUAAACUUGGAAACUGAGUUUUAUUUCACUCACUUAAUCAUGUUGUUCAAGUCACCAAGACCAGCAGCUAUGGUCUUGGAAAGAUCUCAGGAUUUUGGGAAAUCAUGGAAGCCUUACAAAUAUUUUUCCACUAACUGCUCAGCAACCUUUGGGCUGGAUGAUGACAUAACCAAGAAAGGGGCAAUUUGCACUUCAAGAUACUCUGGUCAUUUCCCCUGCACUGGAGGAGAGAUUAUAUACCGAGCUCUAUCACCACCUAAUUCUGCUGAUGACCCUUACAGCCCUGAAGCUCAGGCACAGUUGAAGAUCACUAACCUUCGAGUGCAGCUGCUUAAAAGACAAUCCUGCCCUUGCCACAGCAAUGACCUGAAUGCAAAACCUCCGCAGCUAACCUACUAUGCAAUCUAUGAUUUUAUCGUAAAGGGGAGCUGCUUUUGUAAUGGUCAUGCAGAUCACUGUGGGCCUAUCAAAGGAUUUAGACCUGUUAAAGCGGCAGGAGUCUUCCAUGUGGUCCAUGGAAGGUGCAUGUGCAAGCACAACACUGCAGGAACUCAUUGUGAACAUUGUGCUCCUCUCUACAAUGACCAGCCAUGGAAAGCUGCAAAUGGCCAAACAGGAGCCCCAAAUGAAUGCAGAUCCUGUAAGUGCAAUGGGCAUUCUGACACUUGUCACUUUGACGUGGAAACGUGGCUGGCAUCAGGGAACCAAAGCGGCGGAGUCUGUGAUAAUUGUCAACACAAUACUGAAGGACAGCACUGCCAGCGUUGCAAACCAGGCUACUACCGAGACCUCAGAAGGCCUUUUUCUGCCCCAGAUGCCUGUAAAUUGUGCUCCUGCCACCCUGUUGGAUCAGCUGUGCUUCCCUUUAGCAAUAACACCUUCUGUGAUCCCAGCAACGGUGAUUGUCCCUGCAAACCUGGAGUGGCUGGUCCUCAGUGUGAUAGGUGCAUGGUAGGAUACUGGGGCUUUGGAAGUUAUGGCUGCCGACCAUGUGAUUGUGCAGGAAGCUGCGACUCAGCGAGUGGUAACUGCAUCAAUAGUGCAGACAUAGACUGGUACCAUGAAAUCCCUGGUUUUUAUCCUGCUUAUAACAACAGUGAACCAGCAUGGGGGUGGGAGGAUGAACAAGGAUACUCUGCGCUUCGACAUUCAGGAAAAUGUGAAUGCAAAGACCAAGUUUUACGAAAUGCCAAGAUCUUCUGUGGCAUGAAAUACACAUAUGUGUUGAAGGCAAAGAUUUUGUCUGCUCAUGAUAAAGGCUCCCAUGCUGAAGUCAAUGUGAAGAUCCAGAAAGUAUUGAAAUCUACAAAGCUUAAGAUUUUCCGAGGGAAGCGGAUUCUUUACCCGGAAUCAUGGACUAAUAGAGGCUGCACUUGCCCAAUACUUAAUCCUGGUUUGAAAUACCUUGUGGCUGGAUAUGAAGAUGUUCAAGCUGGUAGAUUGACAGUCAAUAUGAAAAGUUUUGUCCAGCAGUGGAAACCAACUCUGGGGAAAAAAGUCUUGGAGAUUUUAAAAGCCUGUAGCUGAAAGUGCUAAGCAUGGCGUUUGUUAAUGCACAAAAUGCAAAUUUCAUGGAAAGAAGACUUCUGAAAUGAAAACUGGAAUGUAAGAGAAUAGUGCCAAAUGUAUGUAGAGUGGUAUCCUGAUUUAUCACUUUUCACCCUGUUUCCUGACAGUUUUGUCCUAAUUGUAAGGCCUAUGCAGAAACAGUGUUUGUGAGUGAAACUCUCACUCAGGAAGUAGAGCUCCCUCCAGUAGCCUCACUUGAGCGUGCAAUGGAAUCCUGCGCGUGCUCCCGAUCCAGCAACCAGUGAAUGCAGCAACAGGCUGUGUAUCUAGAGCUGUGCUUCUGGAGUUCCACAUUCCACUUUCGUACCAAUCAUCUAUUUGGUGGGGGAAAGGGUAUCUGUAAGCAGAACUGCAUUCAUAGGUUUUCUCUGCCUUGGGCCAACCUGUUCUGCUUGAAAGGAAGUCCCAUUGAUUCAACAGAUCACAGCCUUUAUAUAGUCUUCAUAAUCAAUACAGAUUCAGUGGCCAGCUUUAUAAGUGCUUUGUUGACUCAUACUGAAGUAAGUAGCACUUGCACAACUGAGUUAUUUGGAAGUUGGAACCUCACUUUCAUCUUCCUUGGAAAGUUGUAUGUACACUGGUGAUGAACAAAAUGACAACCAGCAUGUUUCAGUGUAAAUCUUAGUUGCAAUCAAUGAAGUCAAUCAAAUUCUUUUGUUUUACACUAGUGUAUUAAAACUAAGAGGAUGCUUUUGAUUAGAUAUCUACUGCAAGUUUCUAGGCAUAUACAUGCAUGACAACUAUGCAUGCAUCAGUUGCAAGGCUCCACUGGAAA
Molecule: messenger RNA, 2639 nt
Organism: Elgaria multicarinata webbii
Lineage: Eukaryota; Metazoa; Chordata; Lepidosauria; Squamata; Anguidae
Gene: NTN4
Product: netrin 4
Exons: 9
Coding region: 53-1822 (589 amino acids)
Biological process (GO): basement membrane assembly; substrate adhesion-dependent cell spreading; cell migration
Cellular component (GO): laminin trimer
Molecular function (GO): protein binding
Source: RefSeq, a predicted model, not a curated record